UUGUGAUUUUUUUAAAUAUUUCAGUAUGUUUAGGAAAUGUUACACGCAGAGUUUCCUAUUAAAUGUUUAAAGACUACCUACCAAUAUGGAUAUUAAUAAAUUACUGCGACGUACAUAACAUCAACAAAAUUAGAAUGAAAAGAUCUUGUUCAUCAUUGCCACUGUGCAUACAGUUUUAUAUUCCGCGAAAGCAUAUAGAAUAAUAUUUAUAGAUGUAAAUAGUUAAUAUUGAUAUAGCUCUAUAACUUUUCUAAUGUCCUAUGGAUGUGCAUAAAAAUAUCAAUGUAGAACCAAUAGUUUAAAGUAGUUACAAGAUAUUUACUAUGGAACUACAAACAGAUAUUUCUACUUUGCGAUCACCAGUUAAUAUGAGAAAUACAGGCAAUGUAUUUUAUACACCCUUGACUUCAUUUGCUGAAAUGUGGUAUCAAAUAUUUUUAUGGGCCCUAUUUUCUUCUAUUUUUGUUCAUACCAUAGCUGGUGCAAUCUGUUUUGCUACAUUACGACAACAUAAAUAUGGAAAAUUCUUCCCAUUGCUGAUUAUAAUAAUGGGUAUAUCGUUACCACUAACAUCAGGAGUUCUUAGCUCUGCUGCUGUUGCUUUUGUGUAUAGAGCAUCACGUUAUCCACUGCCACCAUUAUAUGCAUUAUUCUGGGGUAUUGGGCAGACUGUUGUAGCAGGAUGUGUUGGAUUUACAAGAAUUUUAGCUACUUUGUAAUACAAAGUCAUUUUCAAACAAUGUACAAGGAAUAUUAAUAUUAAGAAUGGGUUGUAAGUAAUGUAUGAUGAAUAUUUUGAAAAAACAAGUGAAUACUAUUUUCUUUGUAUUAAUUAGUAUUACUUAUAGACAAUUCUGUAUAUGGAAAUUUGUACAUAUAUAAAUAU
Hylaeus volcanicus is the source of this 886-nucleotide messenger RNA. Its product is annotated as transmembrane protein 170A. The transcript is spliced from 4 exons. The record is from RefSeq and is a predicted model, not a curated record. The coding region runs from base 324 to 719 and encodes 131 amino acids. NCBI's taxonomy places the organism in Eukaryota, Metazoa, Arthropoda, Insecta, Hymenoptera, Colletidae.